Gastrolobium bilobum is the source of this 2434-nucleotide messenger RNA. RefSeq lists its product as uncharacterized. NCBI's taxonomy places the organism in Eukaryota, Viridiplantae, Streptophyta, Magnoliopsida, Fabales, Fabaceae. The coding region runs from base 204 to 2150 and encodes 648 amino acids. The transcript has 2 exons. Gene Ontology annotation, molecular function: Hsp70 protein binding; ribosome binding. Gene Ontology annotation, biological process: regulation of translational fidelity; 'de novo' cotranslational protein folding. Gene Ontology annotation, cellular component: cytosol. The record is from RefSeq and is a predicted model, not a curated record.
GAGAUAGGGCAGGGCAGUAGUUGGUGUCGCAUAUAAAAGACCAAAAAGCAACGCUCUCUGUUUCUCUUCCGUUCUCUAAAGUCGGCUUCUUCUUCUGGCGAUUCCUCACUCCUUCUUUUCUUUGUUUUGAGUUGUUAUAAAAUCAAAUUUGAGGGAGAUAUUGUAUUGAAGUUAAGCUGUUUCUGGUUCUGUUGGCCCCCAUUAUGGCUGUACAUACAAAACCCCGUCUUAUUGCUUACUCAGACGAAAUUGUAGAUGGGCAGUCUAUUUUUGUUUCUUCGAACUGUCUUCCUAUCAAGGCUUUGAAAUAUGAACCUGCUGGUCACGCCUUCCAUUGUGCUGCACUUAAACUUCGUGGUGUUCAGGAGGAUAAUAAAGAUGCUGAUAAUAAAAAAGUGGUUGGUGAAAAGGAACAGACAUAUCUCCCAUCUGAUUCUUAUAGCAGCAAGAGCAAAAAGAAAUCUGGUGAUGGGGACAAGCAGCAAGACCACUAUGCAUUAUUGGGUAUGAGCCAUCUAAGGUAUCUUGCUACAGAGGAUCAAAUACGUAGAAGCUAUCGUGAAACUGCCCUGAGGUUUCAUCCUGACAAACAGGCUGCUCUACUUCUUGCUGAGGAAACUGAAGCUGCAAAGCAGGCAAAGAAGGAUGAAAUAGAAAGCCAUUUUAAGGCAAUACAGGAAGCAUAUGAAGUGUUGAUUGAUCCUGUGAAGAGAAGAAUUUAUGAUUCCACAGAUGAGUUUGACGAUGAGAUUCCGACUGACUGUGCUCCACAAGACUUCUUCAAGGUGUUUGGCCCCGCAUUUAUGAGGAAUGGGCGGUGGUCAGUCAGUCAACCAAUUCCAACACUAGGUGAUGAUAAUACUCCAUUGAAAGAAGUUGAUAAUUUCUACAAUUUUUGGUACUCCUUCAAAAGCUGGAGGGAGUUUCCCCAUACUGAUGAGUUUGAUCUUGAGCAAGCUGAAUCUCGGGACCAUAGGAGGUGGAUGGAAAGGCAGAAUGCAAAACUGUCAGAAAAAGCUAGGAAGGAUGAGUAUGCACGGGUACGCACUCUUGUUGAUAAUGCUUAUAAGAGAGACCCAAGAAUAUUGAGAAGAAAGGAAGAGGAAAAAGCUGAGAAGCAAAGGAAAAAGCAGGCUAGGUUCCUGGCAAAGAAGUUGCAGGAAGAAGAAGCAGUCAGAAUUGCAGAAGAGGAGAAGCGACGAAAAGAGGAGGAAGAUAGACGAGCUGCAGAAGCUGCUUUACAACAGAAGAAGGUGAAGGAGAAAGAGAAAAAGCUCUUGCGAAAGGAGCGAACGCGUCUUCGAAAUCUUUCAGGACCUAUUUUGGCACAGCAUUUACUUGACAUUUCUGAUGAUGGUAUAGAAAGGCUUUGCAUGUCACUGGAUAUUGAGCAGCUGAGGGGUUUGUGUGAGAAAAUGGAGGGCAAAGAGAUGUUAGAGCAAGCAAAAGUUGUAAGAGAUGCACUGAGUUGUAAGGAAGAUUCCGUUGAUGAGAAAGAUGAGAAAAGUAAUCAACAUAAUGGUUCCAUCAAGUCUAAUGGUAGUGCUUCACUAAGCAACAUGGAGAAGAAGGAGAAACCUUGGAAUAAAGAAGAGAUUGAGCUAUUGAGGAAAGGAAUGCUAAAAUAUCCCAAAGGAACUUCACGUAGAUGGGAGGUUAUUUCAGAAUACAUUGGUACUGGAAGAUCUGUUGAAGAAAUUAUGAAGGCAACUAAAACUGUUCUCCUCCAGAAGCCUGAUUCGUCCAAAGCUUUUGAUGCCUUUUUAGAGAAAAGGAAACCUGCUGCACAAUCAAUUGCAUCUCCUCUGACAACCAGAGAAGAAUUGGAAGGGUCUGAAAGUAGUGCUGCUGCUGCUGCUGCGGCGGCCGCUACGGCCACCGCCACUGCCGCCUCAACAACAAAUAACUCAGAAGACUCUCAUACAGAUAAUCAGAACUCUACUGCAAAUGCAAAUGGAGUUUCCGAACAAGAUGUGUGGUCUGCAGUGCAGGAAAGAGCACUGGUUCAAGCUUUAAAAGCCUUUCCAAAGGAAACUAACCAGAGAUGGGAGCGUGUCGCCACAGCUGUCCCUGGGAAGACUAUGAAUCAGUGCAAGAAAAAAUUUGCCGUGAUGAAGGAGAGUUUCAGGAGCAAGAAAAGUGCAGUUUAACUUAUAAUUUGUUGGAUUUGGCAUGAUGAGAUACAUAGGACAGGAGGCAAUACCAUACCUGUGGAGUUGCUUUUUAGAUUUUACAGCUAAAAUUUUUUAGGAGCUCGAACUCAGGAUAGGUUAGUUUCAUAUUCCUCCAUGUCCAUAGGAAUUGGUUCUGCCAUUUUCUUAUAUUAUUGCCUUCUUGAUACCCUAGUUUGAACUUGGAAUACAUUUAUGUUUACUUACUUGUAUUGAUUAUUAUGAGAGAGCAAACACCCCUUUGAUAUUUUAACCAUUUUUAA